UACCUAAUGUGCCUGUAUGCAUUCAAGCAUGUACCUACAUACUUACCUCUAGGAGGAGGAGGUACCCAGGUAUUUCAACCCCCUCCUUCUUGUACCUUGUACAGGCAAGCACUUUGUGUGAUGCUAUUAUUCAAUGUACCUACCUAGGUAGGUAUCUAUGCAAUUCUAGUGGCGAUACGAUGGAGGCAGGUACACGUCCACCCAACCUUACUAAUCGGUGAUCAACCCAUUUUGGCACUCAUGGUAUGCCUUUGAACUUCCUACUCGCAAUCCUUCCAUACAUAUUUUACACUACGACCUCCGUAGACAUCGCCAUCAUCGUCACCCAGGACUGACAGACCAUGGCCACGCAACACCUUCCGUCGACGAUACCCAACCUCAAGGAUAAGAUACCCAGGCUGGAACCACGCCGGCGGCGGCCGGUGCCUUCGAACCCUAUCCCACUUCCAGACACGCCCUCCCUACCGCCGCCACCAGAUACAUCAUCUCAGACGUUCCAGGUUCCUACUCGGCGAAUCCUUUCCGCUCGUGACCACCAGCUCUUCCUCUCCUCCCCUACGUACAACCUCAUCACAGCGUUCGUCUUUGGCCUCUCGGAUGCUGUAGUGGACACCCCGGUCUCUGCUGUGAAGGAUGACGAUUGCAGCCCCGUCAUCAAGUCGAUUCUGAGCAUCCUCGACGAGGCGGAGGCUCUGGUCCAGGCCACCCCCCCGGACGACGCGGAAGGAUCGAGGUUUGGCAACAAGACUUUCCGCACCUUUCUCGACAAGGUCAAAACCGCCAGUCAUGCUUGGCACCAGAAGCUUGGUAUAUCAUCCCAGGAUACGAUCUCCGAGGUGGAAACCUAUCUCAACCAGUCGUUCGGCAAUCGUACCCGGAUAGACUACGGCUCCGGCCACGAACUGAAUUUCAUCGUAUGGCUGCUAUGCUUAUAUCAGCUACGGAUCGUGGCCAGGGCCGAUUUCAAGUCGUUAGUCUUAAAAGUCUUCCUCCGCUAUCUGGAGCUCAUGAGAGCGAUCCAGUCGACGUACUACCUUGAGCCAGCUGGCUCGCAUGGUGUUUGGGGUCUGGACGACUACCAGUUCCUCCCCUUCCUGUUUGGCGCCAGCCAACUCCUCCACCACCCCUUCAUCACACCCCUGGCGAUACACCAGGAACUGACGCUCGAAGAAUUUGGCGACGACUAUAUGUAUCUCGGACAAGUGAGUUUCGUCAACAGCACAAAGACGGUCAGGGGCCUGCGAUGGCACAGUCCUAUGCUGGAUGAUAUCUCUUCGGCCAAGAGUUGGAGCAAGGUGGAGGGCGGUAUGCGGAAAAUGUUUGUCGCGGAGGUUCUCCGAAAGUUGCCGGUCAUGCAACAUUUUCUGUUCGGUUCGCUCGUCCCUGCGGUAGAGGGAAUGAGCACCGAGGCCGAGAUAGGCGCGUCAAACGACGAAGACGAGCUCGGAGAUGGAACGAUAGUUGUUGAGCACAACGGUGUAAAGCACUUACAUAACCUUAAUAGUUGGGGUGACUGCUGUGGUAUUAAAGUGCCUAGUGCUAUCGCAGCUGCGCAGGCGACGAGGAAGAAUGGCGGAGAGACGCUACGCCGGAUACCUUUUGACUAAGAUAUCGGACGGGCUCCCCUCUCAACGAUGACCACUUUCGCGGUUCGGCCAAUUAUAGAGACUGACAGGGCACGAUUAAGUACAACACGACAUGACAAUAAUGUGCAACUGUCCACCUUGAACCAGGAGCCGAACGUUAUGAAUACCACGGCUUAACUCAAAGUUUCGUAACAACCUAGCGAGUAUCCACGGAGCCAAACGAGACUGAUACCAUUUGCCACAGGAUUCCAGCGAAGGGGUAUAUUUGGCUGGACACAAGCCCUCCGUCUAGUGAACCAAAUGCGUUCGUUGCUUUUCAGAUGACGGCGGAAUACAUAGGGCUACGAACGACCGUAGCGCGAGUUGUACACGUGGUCCCAAAAAGCCACUCUCUUCAUACACAAUUUUAGGUGGCCCGGCCAGUCUGUACCUCUCCGUUUACAGCCGGGACCACGACCCUAAUAGACGCCGAACUCUGUUAUUUACCUUCAAAUAAGGCUUUCUUCCCCCUCCCCCGACCACCCUUGCUCGGUUUAAAAAAAAACCCAUAGAACGACAGCUAUUAAUAGAACAUAGUAUAUACACAUGUCGCACGGCCAGUCGCCUUAUCUAAUGGCGAGGACUUAGUAAGGCCCACGGGAGGGCAGGCCCCGAUCGGGCCGGGGUGGUUUGCGAGUCCGAAGGAACGGAGGGUAGAGGAAACGAUAAUGCGUUCAAAGGGGCAGAGAAGCCCCGGAGG
This is a messenger RNA of Durotheca rogersii, 2325 nucleotides long. RefSeq names its product Phosphotyrosyl phosphatase activator. The transcript has a single exon. Gene Ontology annotation, molecular function: peptidyl-prolyl cis-trans isomerase activity; protein tyrosine phosphatase activator activity. Bases 342 to 1607 code for a protein of 421 amino acids. Lineage: Eukaryota; Fungi; Ascomycota; Sordariomycetes; Xylariales; Xylariaceae. The record is from RefSeq and is a predicted model, not a curated record. Gene Ontology annotation, cellular component: protein phosphatase type 2A complex; nucleus; cytoplasm. Gene Ontology annotation, biological process: mitotic spindle organization.